Messenger RNA from Lotus japonicus, 2190 nucleotides. RefSeq names its product protein trichome birefringence-like 10. Gene Ontology annotation, molecular function: O-acetyltransferase activity. Gene Ontology annotation, cellular component: Golgi apparatus. The transcript has 4 exons. Lineage: Eukaryota; Viridiplantae; Streptophyta; Magnoliopsida; Fabales; Fabaceae. The record is from RefSeq and is a predicted model, not a curated record. The coding region runs from base 276 to 1610 and encodes 444 amino acids.
UCCGCCACCAUUUAUUGGUGCCUAUCCGCCAUACAUACCCCACCACUACCCACAUACACUUUUUCAAUCUCCCUUCACCUUCUUCUUCUUCUUCUCAUGCUUCUCUGCCAUUAAUGCUUCUUCCCAUUUUGCUUCUAUACUAUACCCCACUUUCCCUUUCACAACCCCACCUCUCUUAAACCUUCAACUUGUACUUCGAAUGAUUGUUCUUCUAUAAGAACCAAAACCAAACGAAAACUCAACUCCAUGAACAAGAAGAAUCCAACACCACCACCAUGACCCACUUGGAUUUCCUCAAGAAAUUCAAGCGCUAUAGCCCUCUAGACCCUUCUCUGAGUUUCUUCUUCGCUGCCCUUCUCUUCAUUGCCUGCUUCUUCUACCUUGAUUAUGGUGGGUUUCGCUCUAGGGGCACCACUCUCCUCGCCGUGCACUUCUCCUCCUCCCCCGUGCCGUUCUCUUCAUCUUCUUCAUCUGUUCAGUUUCUGGGUCAAGAUGGUGAUGGGUGUGAUGUGUUUGAUGGGAACUGGGUUUGGGAUGAGACUUACCCACUUUACCAUUCUGCUAACUGUUCCUUCUUGGAUCAAGGCUUUCGCUGCUCUGAGAAUGGUAGGCCUGAUGCCUUUUAUACCAAGUGGCGAUGGCAGCCCAAGGAUUGCAACUUGCCAAGAUUUGAAGCAAGGAAUAUGUUGGAAAAGCUACGGAACAAGCGGCUAGUUUUUGUUGGUGAUUCAAUUGGAAGGAAUCAAUGGGAAUCACUCCUUUGUAUGCUCUCUUCUGCCAUUAAAAACAAGAGUGCUGUCUACGAGGUUAAUGGGAGCCCAAUCACGAAACACAUGGGCGUCUUGGCGUUCAAGUUUGAAGAUUUCAACUGCACCGUUGAAUACUACAGGUCACCAUUUCUAGUAGUACAAGGACGGCCUCCACCUGGAGCACCUAAAGAGGUAAAAAUGACUCUGAGAGUGGAUCGCAUGGACUGGAUAUCUCAUCACUGGAGAGAUGCAGAUGUGUUGGUUCUCAAUGCUGGACACUGGUGGAAUUAUGAGAAGACUCUGAAACUGGGCUGUUACUUCCAAUUAGGGGUGGAAGUGAAGAUGAAUAUGACUACAGAGGAUGCGUUCAGAAAAUCAGUUCAGACUGUAGUUGAUUGGAUUGCUAGUGAAGUAAACACAAACAAAACUUAUGUCCUUUUCCGAACUUAUGCUCCUGUGCACUUCAGGGGUGGUAAUUGGAACACCGGUGGUGGUUGUAACUUGGAAACGCUACCUGAUCUUGGCUCCAUCCCUGAAGUCUCUGACAUGCAUUUCAGAACUGUCUUUGAUGUCUUAUCAGAGCACACGAGUAAAUCUAGAGUUUUGAAGUUAGACUUGCUUAAUGUCACCCAAAUGUCGUCACGCAGGAAAGAUGGCCAUGCAUCUAUUUACUACCUUGGGCAAGACAAGGGCCCAGCCUCUAUGCAGCGGCAAGAUUGCAGCCAUUGGUGCCUCCCCGGUGUUCCCGAUUCAUGGAAUGAGAUUCUUUACGCACUUCUUCUUAAGCGGGAGGCCUUUCGCGAACGGACUACGGCUUUUCGCGAACGGAAUACAACAAGAGUUUCUCAAGUUUCAGUAUAAUCAGUCUAUACAGUUUGCAAAGAACAUGCUUAUACAAACAUUUGCCAACUCUUGCUGUGCUGCCAUCUCUAUCAUUGAUCAAUGAUGUGAAGCUUGAAGUUGAUUUUGGCAUCAGUGGUCAGUCUCAUAGUUAGUGCGUCUAACUAAUUUGUGUUCUCAAGUGAAGCGCAUCUACAAUUAAUUCUGAAAUCAUACCGAGUUCUUGAAAGAAGUUUUUGUGAAUAGCUUCUAAAUUUCAGAACUGAUUCAAGAGAACCCGAUUCAAACAUGUUAGAAGUAGGUCCUAAGCUAUUCUAAUUUCCUUCAAAAUGAUUGAUUGAUGACCCUCUUUGUAGUGGUCUGCCAUUGUAGGUGAACACACCCACAUGGGAACUUAUGUUGGAUUUUGAAUUUCAGGGAUAGCUUUUGUAGGGGAAAAAUACAUAUACACUGGAUCAGAAUUCAGAAGGCAUAUAUACAACUUUUUUUUUCUCUGUUUUGUUGUAAAUUUCAUAUUACUUUGGUCUUCAAAAGUGUAGUAGACAUUAUUGAGUCCUUGAUGUUUCGGUUUGUACAUAGUAUAUAGAAAGUCCUUGGUUUA